Molecule: messenger RNA, 2593 nt
Organism: Chenopodium quinoa (quinoa)
Lineage: Eukaryota; Viridiplantae; Streptophyta; Magnoliopsida; Caryophyllales; Amaranthaceae
Product: pentatricopeptide repeat-containing protein At3g47530-like
Exons: 1
Coding region: 75-2006 (643 amino acids)
Biological process (GO): RNA modification
Molecular function (GO): protein binding; RNA binding; zinc ion binding
Source: RefSeq, a predicted model, not a curated record
AAUGACAAACAUUUGUGCAAAGUUGCAAACUCACCAAGUUUAGGCGGGAAGUCCAGUCGACUAUCCCAGCAUCUAUGCCUACGACCCCAACUUCCCUCCUCCGUCGUCCUUCUUCCGCCACCUCCAUUUUCUUCCUUCGUCUCUUCUCUUCAUCUUCCUCUUCUCUCUCUCUUCUCGAAGAAGACGACUCUGCAACUCUUUCCAACUUUAUUCCUCAAAAACCCAGAUUUCAAAAACAUCAUCAAUGGCGGCAAACCCUAGAAUCACACCUCCAAAGAAGAGAACACCUGUUUUCUCUCCUACAAUCUUGUUCUACUCAUACCCAUUUCCUUCAACUCCAUACCCAAUUCGUCUACACUGAUCUUAUUCAACAUCCUCGUCUUUCUCUCAAGUUCCUUGCUCGAGCAGUCAGAAUAUGCCCUCAGAAUGUUGUUUACCUCUUUCGAAUUUUCAACCAGAUUGUAAUGCCUACUUCUUUGCAUUAUAAUACCAUGAUUAGGGCUUUUUCUUGUAGUGGAAUCCCUUCUGAUGGGGUUAAGUUUUAUCGGAUGAUGAAGCGGGAAGGUGUUGAAUCGAAUCAUCUCACCCUAUCGUUUUGUCUUGAUUGUUGUACUGAGAAUUCUGCUUUGAUUGAGGGAAUGCAGAUUCAUAAGAGUGUUUUGGUUGAUGGGUAUGAGAGAGAUUGUGUUUUGAUGACUUCUUUGAUGGAGUUGUAUUCGGGUUGUAGGCGGUGUGAUGAUGCAUGUAAGGUGUUUGAUAAUAUGCCUCACAGAGAUACUGUUGCUUAUAAUGCUUUGAUUUCUUGUUUUGUGAAUAAUAAGAGGACUAGAGAUGCUUUGUCUGUGUAUAAAUCUAUGCUGACUCUGGAAAGAGAUUGUAGACCUGAUGAAGUUACUUGCUUGCUAUUGAUUCAAGCUUGUGGUGAAUUAGGCGCGCUAGAUUUUGGUAGGUGUGUAGUGAAUUACAUGGAGAAACAUGGUUAUGGUACGUCGAUGAGGCUAAGUAAUGCUCUUAUUGCCAUGUAUUCGAAAUGCGGAUGUGUGGAUGACGCAUAUCGAAUCUUUGAAAGAAUGCCUACAAAGAACUUGGUCUCGUGGAGUUCAAUGAUAUCAGGCUUUGGGAUCAAUGGGUAUGGAAAACAUGCCGUUGAACUGUUUUGGGAGAUGCAUAGGAUGGGCAUUGCCCCUGAUGCUAAGGCUAUUACCGCGGUAUUAUAUGCCUGCAGUCAUAGAGGGUUGCUGGAUGAGGGUUUGCUGAUUUUUGAGAAGAUGACUCAGGAGUUUGGGAUACAUCCAAAUAUCCAUCAUUAUGGGUGUGUUGUUGAUAUAUUAGGUCGUGCUGGCUCACUUGACCAAGCAUAUGAUCUUAUUAUAUCCAUGAAAGAUAAACCGGAUAUAAAAGUUUGGAGGACCUUGCUCAUGGCUUGUAGAAUGCACAAGAAUUUUGGCCUGGCAGAGCGAGUGAUUGAGCAUAUAACGGAACUUAAGGCCCAAGAGGCAGGAAAUUAUAUUCUGUUGUUGAAUACUUAUUCUUCAAAUGGCAAAUGGAAUAAAGUGAGAGAACUAAGGAAAUUUAUGGAAGAACAAGGAAUUCUUACAACAGGGUCUAGUACGAUUGAGGUAAAAGGAAUGGUGCAUAAGUUUGUUGUUGGCAAUGUUUCACAUCCACGCAAGGAUGAGAUAUAUGAAAUGCUCAAUGAAAUCUUGCAACAAUUGAAGAUUGCUGGAUAUGUGCCAGAAGCAUCAUCAGAAUUACAUGACUUAGAUUUGAUUGAGAAGGAAACUGCAGCCUCUUCUCAUAGUGAAAAGCUAGCUAUUGCUUUUGGGGUCCUCUCUACUCCCCCUAGCACUACAAUUAGAGUUGCCAACAGUGCUCAGAUUUGUGAUGAUUGCCAUAACUUUGCUAAGGUUUUUUCUGCUGUUUAUAAUCGAAAACUGAUAAUCAGUGAUCCAAAUAGGAUUCACCAUUUUAGAGAAGGAAAAUGUUCCUGUGAUUACUGCUGGUAGUUAUGCUAGGCAACUACGUUACUCGGACUCAGGCACUCUUGUUGGACACAGAUACAUGUCCCAGUGGUGGGCUUGGAUAUUUAAUGAUUAUAUUCCAUGAUUUUGGUCCAAAAUAAAAUGUCAAGUGUCCAUAUCCAUGUCGAAAGGCCUGUCUAGAAAUUGAGGUGAAAUUGAAGAGUUUGAGGAACAUCGCCAUCAAUGUUAUGGCCGAAUAUACAGUCACUCAGAUUAAUGACUACAAGCCUUUUGUCUGGCACCUUUUGGACCAAGGAAGAUAAUAAGGGAUUACGCAGAAGAUGGUAGAUGUAAGAUUCAAGAUUAAAAACUUUUCCAAGUGCAUAUAUGUAUGACUAUAUGAGCUUCAGGUCUUUGUCAAUCGUGAUUCAAGAGCUUGAUAAAUGAAGUUGGAACUGAGCUGUAUGAUAGGUUUUGAUUAAAAAAAAAAUCGAAAAGGUUAUGAUGUAAUGGAGCAGAUAUAUGAUUUACUUCCAGAAUCAGCUAAUAAUCUUGAAGUACAAGAUCUUGAGGAAAAUACUUGAAACAUACUAGUAAAUUAACACUCCGAAUUAUAGCCAUUUUGCUGACAC